AUUUGAUGUUUUAUUGGACACACUGUAACUGUGACUAUCUCUUCUCCCACUGAGGAACUGAGGACCACAUUUAUCUAUAGGAACCACACAGAGAACCACACUAUUAGAGCCACACUUAAGGAGCCACAUCAAUGCCACUCUGUGUGAAGUGCGUCCUGUCUUUCUUAUAUUAGACUUAUUUCUUCUGACAUUUUCCUUUGGAGUUUUCCAGUGUUGAAUGUAUCUGAACCAUGCCAGGGAUUUAAUCAUUCGUGUGGGAAUUAGAAUUCAAUGUGUUCGGGUCUGAAUAAUUGAUGUCCACCGUCAACAACAGCGGCGUUCAGUGGGUUUUGUGUAUAAUUAGUGCCACCAGUCAGUGACUGGGCUCUGUGUUUAAUUAGUCCCCUGUUAUAGACAAGGGGAUGUAGUGUCUUCUGAUGGAGAAGGGCGACGACACGGAGAGGUCCCUACUGAACCACAGCACCACCGCACCCUCCCGACUCUCCGGGGAAACACCGACCAACAACAAUCACGUGUCCCCCUCCCCAGGAAAGAGGUAUGACGCCCCCUCGGGAGACAGGGCGGAUGAGUCCACCUCGGCGUGGAUGGAGUUUAAGCCCGUCAUUAAUCAAAUGGACAAGGUACUGGAGAAUAAAUACCGAUUCCGCAAUAAAAGUCACGUGGCACUUAAUGUCCAGGGCAAGGUGUAUAAUUUUCUGGAGCGACCCACGGGCUGGAAAUGCUUCAUCUAUCACUUUACGGUUUUUAUGAUGGUGCUAAUCUGCUUGAUCUUCAGUGUACUUUCAACAAUUGAUCAGUAUACAGCAUUUGCCAACGAAACAUUGUUCUAUAUGGAAAUAGUACUUGUGGUGUUCUUUGGUCUGGAGUACGUCAUUCGGCUGUGGUCCGCCGGCUGUAGAAGUAAAUAUAUGGGGAUUGCAGGACGCUUCAGAUUCGCCCGUAAACCAAUAUCUAUUAUAGAUUUUCUGGUGGUGACGGCAUCCAUUGUGGUUCUGUCUGUGGGGUCUAACGGACAGGUGUUCGCCACAUCAGCCAUCAGAGGUGUACGGUUUCUUCAAAUCCUUCGUAUGUUACACGUUGACAGACAGGGAGGAACUUGGCGUCUAUUGGGAUCAGUUGUCUACAUACACAGACAGGAACUGAUCACCACGCUUUAUAUAGGAUUCCUGGGUCUCAUUUUCUCCUCGUAUUUUGUCUACCUAGCAGAAAAAGAAAACGGGUCCACAGACUUCACCAGCUACGCUGACGCCCUCUGGUGGGGAGUGAUUACUGUGACAACGAUUGGUUAUGGGGAUACAGUUCCCCAGACCUGGAUGGGGAGGAUUGUAGCCUCCUGUUUUUCUGUGUUUGCCAUUUCAUUUUUUGCUCUUCCUGCUGGCAUACUCGGGUCUGGAUUCGCCCUGAAAGUUCAGCAAAAACAACGACAGAAACAUUUUAAUCGUCAGAUUCCCACUGCUGCCUCACUUAUACAGUGCUUAUGGCGAUGCCACGCGGCUGAGCCUAAUUUUCAUUCUAGCGCCACCUGGAAGGUUCAUCUAGAUGAAAAGCGCCACCAACACAAACAUCAUUACGGUUUUUCAAAAAUGUCUAACCAUCACUCCAAGAAAAUGAUCAACAAUAAACAAAACCCAUCGUCAGGGUCUCUAUCUAGAUUUCCUCAAAGACCGAAUCUUCUGAAGAAACGAAAUUUUUCCCGGACCUCCAGCAUAACUGAUAAACACGGCAGUUGUCAAUCUAUUCCAGAGUACUCAGAGAAAACAGAUCUGAACAACUGUCAGGCAGUAGAAAUGAUGGAAUACUCCAACGACGGACUGGAGGAAGAAGCUGUGUCUAAACCUCAGGAAUUAACCGAAGAACAUAAAACAAUGAUAAGAGUUAUUCGAAGAAUUAAAUUCUUUGUUGCCAGGCGACGUUUUCAGCUAGCUCGGAAGCCUUAUGACGUCAGAGAUGUUAUUGAGCAAUAUUCUCAGGGACAUUUAAACAUGAUGGUGCGGAUCAAAGAACUUCAGAGGAGACUGGAUACAACUCUGGGAAAGCCACUACAUGUACUGAACAGGGAUAAAGAACGAGUGACCGUCUUCUCCAAGUUAUCGAGUAUGGAGUCUCAAAUGCGGGAACUAGACAGAAAAAUGGAUCAGAUUCUGGUGCUCCUACACACACAACAUCGACAAGCGCACGACUGACUUAGAGUUCACAGAUCCGAGUAUCAAUGAUUCUACACACAACAACAACGACAAGCACACGAUUGAUGCAGAGUUCACAGAUCCGAGUCUCAAUGGUUCUACACGCUCAACAACGACAAGCACACGAUUGACACAGAUUUCGCUUUUACACACACAACAACAACAAACACACAAUUAACAGAGCGUUCACAGAUCCGAGUCUAGUGUUGUUUUUUUUACGCAAAACACUUUCUGCAUGAUUAACAGAGAUUUUAUAGACUUACGUCUACAUACAGCAUCGAGAAGCGCCUGUUUAACAGUGAUUUAGGGAAAAUUUAUAAAGUAUGAAACAAACAUACAAUAUCGACAAGUGGUUGAUAUACAGAUUUAAGUCUCAAUGGUUCUACACACGAUACCGACAAGCACCAUAGAGCUAAGUCUCCAAACAAGCGUGUGUUCGAUGGAGAUUUAUAAACCAGAUUUUGGAGAUUCUUUAUUCGUGUCGACACAGAAACAUUUCUGGAGAGGAAAUUUGUAUACGAAUGGAAAACGUUUGUAGCAGAACUGAUAUCUACGAAUACUGCAUUUAAACAUGGGACUUUACCCCAGAUAAAAUAGAUUUCCUAAUUUUAACUCGUGUCCGAAACGUUUUUAUCAAUGAACGUGUUCAUAGAUGAAAAUGCUCGCCUUGACAGUGCUUUUAUUUAUGAAUUGCACUUUUCAACAUUAUACAUAAAUUUCCGUUUAUUUAAAAUAAAAAUAUAUUUAUUUUUUUCUUACACGUUCAUGAUCAAAUGUGUUGAAGCAAUUUUAUCA
Messenger RNA from Saccostrea echinata, 2978 nucleotides. RefSeq names its product potassium voltage-gated channel subfamily KQT member 1-like. The coding region runs from base 417 to 2183 and encodes 588 amino acids. Lineage: Eukaryota; Metazoa; Mollusca; Bivalvia; Ostreida; Ostreidae. Gene Ontology annotation, biological process: transmembrane transport; potassium ion transport. The record is from RefSeq and is a predicted model, not a curated record. Gene Ontology annotation, cellular component: membrane. Gene Ontology annotation, molecular function: voltage-gated potassium channel activity. The transcript has 14 exons.